AUGUCUCAAAGAGUUCGCAAAAACGGAUCUCCGACGUCCGGAGUGACCACGGGAAGCCCGAUCGGAUCCCCGGGGAUCAGCGCCGCUGGAGUGAAUUUACUGGGUCGCCUGCUGCCCAUGAAAGCCACGGUUCCUUUCCAGCUGAAAACGCAGCCACAGCACCCUCUACAGACACGGACGGUUCUGUCCUCCUCAUCCUCCGGUAACGGUAAAUGCCACAGCAGCGGAGCUCACAGCCGGAGCCCCACGCGAUCCCUUUCCUCCAGUGCCGUUUCAGCAGCCACGUCCACUUCCUCUGCGUUCAUCACACCAACAGCGGCUUCUUCCUCUCCCUCACCAUCAUCUUCAUCAAGAACUAGCCCCAUUAUCGUUGUCCACGCGACAAACCCUAGAUCAUCCUCGUCCUCAGCCCACUCAGGUGUGCACUUGGGCCCGCAGUGCUGCUCCCCCUCACAGCAGACCAGCUGCGGCUGCUCGGACCCUUCAGCCUUUACCUCUCAUUUGUCAUCCUCUCCGUCUUCAUCCUCGCCACUGUGGUCUUGCGGUCACAGAGCCAAACCCCUCCAGACCCCCGAGCAUGACAGACUGUCUCCAGAGAGGCUCAGUCCCAGCUCACCUGUGUGCACAGACAAGCAUAGACUUCCUGUGGCAGGUUCUUGGUGCACCACCAGCAGUAACGGUAGCAUUCGUCGCACCUCCUCUUUGGACGCACUCACAGCCCCUUACCUGUCUGGACACUGGCCCCGGGAUGCCAGCCACGCCCCUUGUGCCCCAUGCAUGCGGGACAAAUCUACUCAGACCCCCAGCGCCUGGGCUGAUGAAUGCGGAGAGAAGAAGAGAGGCUGUCACAAGCGCUCAGCCUCCUGCGGCAGCACUGACCAGCUAAAAGAGAUUGUGAAGCUGAGGCAGCAGCUCCAGCGCAGUAAACACAGCAGUCGUCACCAUCGCGACAAGGAACGCAAAUCUCCCUUCAAUGGCAACCAUGCUGCUUUCAGCCAAUCACAGGCUCCAAUUCCAAAGAGCGUCCUGAUCUCUAUUCCCAUCUCCAAAUCCUCCGUCUCUCGUUUCCGGAACAGUGUGGAGGGGCUGAAUCAGGAGAUCGAGCGCAUCAUUAUCCGGGACACAGGAGACAGAGAGGAGCAACUUAUUCCUCAAGAGGUUCCAGACGGGCAUCGGGCUCCUCCUCCUUUAUGCCAGCGCAGCAUUGACACACAGACGCCCCUGGGCACGGCAACGGGCAGCAACAGCAGCAGCCGCUCUCAGUCCAUAUCGCCCACAUUCCUGAGUGUGCCAAGCGAGUCCUGCAGUGAUAGUCCAUCGCCCCAUGAGGACGAGACUCUGGCUGACGGCCGUGAGAAAGAUCUGGCACUCUGCUCACCCCUACCUAAAUAUGCCUCAUCCCCAAAGCCCAACAACAGCUUCAUGUUCAAGCGUGAGCCUCCCGAGGGCUGCGAGCGAGUCAAGGUCUUCACAGAAGAAACACAGGCCAGGCCUCCGCGGGAGAUCCCACAGUUCCUGUGUCCAGAUAGGAACAAGGUCAACUUCAUCCCCAAGAGCGGCUCUGCAUUCUGCCUGGUCAGCAUUCCCAAACCGCUGAUGGCCACGCAGGAGCUCAACAACCUCAAGAACCAAAGCUCUACUCGCCUCACACCCGAACCCGAGCCGAGAGUCCCACGGAGAACCUGCAUGCUGUCCCAGCAGCCCUCAGGCUCCGCCCCUUCCUCAUGUCCGUCAGAGAGUUAG
Messenger RNA from Danio rerio (zebrafish), 1743 nucleotides. It is a transcript of the gene fam117bb, whose product is annotated as family with sequence similarity 117 member Bb. NCBI's taxonomy places the organism in Eukaryota, Metazoa, Chordata, Actinopteri, Cypriniformes, Danionidae. The record is from RefSeq and is marked provisional.